UGAGUAAUCCUGUGGUAUUGUUGUAAAUCAGAAGGGAUAUAAACGUAUGAAGCAACUUGAUUGAAGUAACUUGAGUAUUUAAUAGAGUUAUCUCCAGUCGUAGAGACGUAUAUCUCUCUCUCCUCAGCAUCAGCAUCACUCUGCUCUGCUCAGCAUCCCGGAAGUUCAGCAUCAUCUUGCUCCUUCAGGAAGAGACGCAUCAUCGUCAGAGCUUUUGUCAACAACGAGGGACUAGUGGCAAAAAACAUCGGCCAGAAAUCCCCUCUUUUGUGGAAUUCAUAUGAAAAGGACAAAUGAAGUGACCAACAGGACACAAUGUCAUCGUUCCAGGUGGUGGACUCGUCGCCGGGCAGCAGCGUCAGCGUCAUGGAAACGUCCAACUUUGCCCACGUCAUCUUCCAGAACGUGGGGAAGAGUUUCCUGCCCCAGGCGCCCCUGGAGUGUUGCUACACGCUGACCCCUUACAUCCCGCCAAACCCCAAAGACUGGGUGGGCAUCUUCAAGGUGGGCUGGAGCACAGCCCGAGAUUACUACACCUUCCUUUGGUCUCCUAUGCCUGAAAACUACGAACCAGGAAGUACUGUGCACAGGACUGUGGUGUUUCAAGGUUACUAUGUUCCUAAGUCUGAUGGAGAGUUCUACCAGUUUUGUUAUGUCACGCAUCUUGGUGACAUCAGAGGAGCCAGUACGCCCUUCCAGUUCAGGUCAGCCACACCCACGGAGGAGCUUCUAACUGUUACCGAGGACGACAGCAACUCAGACAUACUCGUCGUCACCACCAAGACUGGCCUUCUAGAGCAUGUGGAGGAGGCGCAGCAGGAGCGCAGGGAGCUGCUGAAGGCCAUGCGCGUCCUCCAGGAGGAGAAGCAGCAGCUGCAGGAGGAGCAGAAGCGACUGGCCAGAGAGAGGGAGCAGGAGAGGGAGACGUGCUGCCUGCUGCGGACACACAACCAGGAUCUGCUGCGCUCGUCGCAGGGCCUGUCAGAAGAAAGGGAGGAUGUGAGGAGGAGGCUGACGGAGGCCACGGACCGGGUCCGCCAGCUGGAGGAGGACCUGCUGGGAGUCACCCAGAGAGGCCUGCAGAAGGAGACGGAGCUCGAUUGUCUGCGUGACCGUCUGAAGAAGCUCACAGCAGAGAAGGACUGCCUGGAGAGCCAGCUGAAGAACGAGAAGGAUGAGAGAGACCUCUACAAGGCCCACCUGCGCAGCACCGAGCUGGAGAACACGAAGCUGAGCGCGGAGCUGCAGAUGCUGAAGGCGGUGGAGCUGAACCGGGAGGUGACGAUCGCCCAGUUCCAAGAGGAGCUGGACAGGCUCAGGCUCUGCGUGGCCCAGCGGGACAGCCUGGAGAAAGAGCUGCUGGCACACAAGGCUGACAAGGCAGAUCUGGUCCGUGUGCGUGAGCAGCUCCGUCAAGCAGAGGAGCAGCUCCAGGCGUCCCGGCAGCAUGCCUCCCUGCUGGCCUCGGAGCUCCGCGACUCAGCCAGCGCCCGUGACCACACGAUGACUGAGCUGUACCGCGCCCGCUUGGAAGCUGACAAGCUCCGUGCCAGUCUGGCUGAUGCUCAGGCCGAGUGCCAACGCAUGGAGAGCCAGCUGGACCGCAUGAGGAGCACUGCACAGAAGGAAGUGGGUGUUGGGACCGGUGGGGAUAUGACCCCCAGCAUGAUGGUGGUGUCGGAGGCAGAGGCCGAGCUGCAGAGAGAGGUGGAGGAGCUGAAGCUGCGUCUUCACAUGGCUGCUGAGCACUACAAGGAGAAGUACAGGGAGUGUCAGCGCCUCCGCAGGCAGGUGGCCAAACUGAACACAACUGAGUCACAGGGGGAGCCAAAGAGAAAUGCAUCCACUGAGACGACACAGGAGCCACUGACCCCCAGUCCAGAGUCACCGACAGCAGGGAAUAUAGCUGCUGCAGUCCUACAAGGAGCCGUUGAGCUGACAAUCACUCGAGAACUUAAUAACAGGGAAUCCACACAUACUGAUGCGUGCAUCAGCACAGAGAGGGAAGAAAGGCAGAGAGAGAAAAUGCCAAAGGAGAGGGUCGAGGUGGAGGCUGAGGGAGAGGCAAACCAAGAAGACAAAGAGAAAGAGGAGAAGAAGGACAGCCUGCCGGAGGAGAGCCUGAGGAUGACGAGCUGGGUGGAGGUGGAGAAGGAGAGGCAGAGCGCCGAAGAGAACAGCGAGGCGGAAACGGCAGGGAAGGCUGAGGAUGUUGUGGGGCGUCAGGUGCUGCUGGAGGUGGAGGGGAGGAGCAUGGGGGAGGCGGAGAAGGCACAGAAGGCACAGACACUCUCGGUGGAGGAGGAGCUGGCGAUGAUGGAGGAGAAGUGGAGGCAGCAGUGUGCGAUCAACGAGACGCUCAAACAGCGGCUGGCCAACGAGGAGGAACGAUUUAGAGUGCACAUGGCAGAGCGAGCCAGUGAGGUGACAGAGCUGAAGCGCAACCUCGCCCAGGCCCUCAGAGACAAGGAGCAGCUACAGGAGGAGCUGCAGCGCUUCGUGUCCAGGCAGAGGGAGCAGGAAACUGGUGUUCAGGGUGCUGAGAUCAGGCAGCCGAUGAUGCUGCGCUACCCCUUGCCGUACCCUCAGGACCCCUCUCCUCCACCACUGGUUCCACACAGGCCUGCUGAGUUGCAGUACGGCAACCCCUACUCCACUGACACCACAAGAGACCGGGUGGAUGUUUCGCUUUCUCCCGAGCACAUGUCUCGUCCUCCGCCCGAGGCUCCACCCUGCGCCCCUCCCUGCGCACCCCCAAUCACACCCCCGAGCCCGGGCCCCGGGGCGCCAGGCUGGGAACCAGAGGUGGUCUGCAUCCAGCCCUCCCGCAGCACGAGCCCUCCCGACAACCUGGAGCAACCGCCGGAGGAGCCGCGAAAUGCUGCUGAUGGGGCUCAGCCGACCUGUGAUCACCAGUCCAGUAGACGUAGAGAAGCCAGGGGCAGCUUCUGCUUUGACUCCAGCAGCGUUCACAAGCGCUGCCCGUUGUGCGAGGUGAUCUUCCCGCCCCACUUUGAGCAGCGCAGCUUCGAGCAGCACGUGGAAAGCCACUGGAAGGUCUGCCCCGUCUGCUCCGAGCAGUUCCCCCUCAACUGUCAGCAGCAGCUCUUCGAGAGGCACGUCCUCACGCACUUUGACGGCCACGUGCUCAACUUCGACCAGAUCGAAUGAAGGGGGGCGUAAAAGGGCAAAAAAACGUAUGUGUGUCGUCAGCUAUUAGUUCAUUUUGAUUGGGUUAAGUCGUCUUGUUAAUAUACAAUCAUUAGCACUUUUUCGCAAUCUUAACAAAGGUUAGAAAGAAUGUAGUCCGGGAAAGUUUGUCCUGCGGCGGCUACUCCACCGAGGUGUUUUAUUAAAAGUAGGGUAGCUUUCACCUUUAAUGCACCAUGGGUAAAAGGAUCAUUAACACUCGGGAAAAGUGCCAUGGUCCUUUUCUUUUCUAUCAUUUUUAUGCUCAUCUUUCUGCUUCAAGGGACUAAAGCACCUCUGGUAGUGCAUGCAUUAAUUAUGUGUUCAAAACUACAAACCGUUCAAAGAGUGAAUUGUAGCAGGAGCUUGAAACCAGGGCUUUUGAAGAGAAAGCAUUUUAGUAUGUUCCAGUUCUUUAACUACCCUGAAUAUUAUUUAAGACAUCUUCAUCUUUUAAUUGUCCAAAGCUUGGAAAGGCAGAAGGGGAUAGGAAUUUUUUUAAAGUGUAAAUGAGGAGUGAGAUCUGAAUAUGUCUUAAAGAAUCAUCGGAGUGUGUAUAUUUAAUUGAAGAGCGGUGUGGUGGAGAUUUUUUUUUUUUUUUUUUUUUUUUUUGAGUGAUUUCUCCCAAACUUACAGUACAACUGUACGUAUAAGACGUCAGAUGGUUGAAACAAAAACAGCACUACGUUUUCAUGUAUCUGCACUAAAUAAGGCUUUAUUCUGAAUGUACUGUACAUAUGAAAAUAAGUAUAAGUUGUGGAGAGACCUGUGAAUUACUGUCGUGACCCCGCCUCCCCUCAUUGUUCAUGUUUUAGUGAUGACAGAAUGACGGACCAAUGAUGUUUUACUUUGGUACAGCUGGUGAGAAAACUGGGCUGGUCUCUUUUAUUUUAUUGAUAAUGUCACGUUUUAGGCAAAACAAACCGCUGGACACUAAGUUACAGACACUUUUAUUGUUACGUACUUCCACGUUUUAAAAGUUAAAACUGUGAGGAAAAAGUUUGUGUGCAGGUCCCCCCACAUCAUGAAUGAGUGUCAUUUAUACAUGUCUCCACAUCACUGCUUGUCUAUUUUCUGUCAUUACAAAGUGACCCCCCUGACAGUGUUGUAUUCAGGCUUUAAAAAUUGCACAUGCCCAGUAAUCACAAAGGCAAAUGUGUGUGUAUGUCAUGUGUCCGACGCAGCCUCUUUUCAUGUGAGAAUGUCAGGACGGUGGUUUAAGUGUGUACUGCAAAGAUCUUUAUGAAUAAAGUAAGCUUGUCUUAAUGCAUUUAA
Messenger RNA from Sebastes umbrosus (honeycomb rockfish), 4464 nucleotides. RefSeq names its product Tax1 (human T-cell leukemia virus type I) binding protein 1a (gene tax1bp1a). The coding region runs from base 316 to 3171 and encodes 951 amino acids. The transcript has 17 exons. The record is from RefSeq and is a predicted model, not a curated record. Lineage: Eukaryota; Metazoa; Chordata; Actinopteri; Perciformes; Sebastidae.